Dermatophagoides pteronyssinus (European house dust mite) is the source of this 1938-nucleotide messenger RNA. It is a transcript of the gene Bap60, whose product is annotated as Brahma-associated protein 60. Lineage: Eukaryota; Metazoa; Arthropoda; Arachnida; Sarcoptiformes; Pyroglyphidae. The record is from RefSeq and is a predicted model, not a curated record.
CGCAAAUUUUCUGUCAUUUUAUUCACACCAUUCUUCGCUUUUUGUUCGGCUUUUUUUUCCCAUUGUGUAUUUUUGGUUGUUGAAUUGAUUUGAUUGAAUUUUAUCGAUUUAGACGAUUUCGAAGAAAAGAAAAAAAAAUGAAUCGACCACAAUAUGUUAAUCAAAUGCCACCACCACCACUUCCAUCUACUGGACAGAUGAUUCCACCAAAUGUAGCCAUACAAGGACCACCUUUAUCGAAUCAUCAAAUGCCACCACAACCUAUACCCAAUUCGAUGCGACCUCCGCCACCACCAUCGGCAAAUUCAAUGAUGCCACCACGUCAAUAUCCACCUCCGCAUCAAGUACGUAUGGGUCAUCCAAUGGCUGGUGCUGGUCAAUAUCCACCACCACAAUCACCGAAUCGUCCACCAAUGGUUUCAAUGCCACAAUCUGGUCCACCACCGCCACCAUCACCUCAACAACAACAGCAACAAUCACCAAUGCAUGCCGGUGGUAAAAGAUCAGCUGUCGGUGCCAUGAUGAAUCCUGGAAUGAAACAAAUGUCUGGAGGUGGUAGUAUUGGACCACCAAAUACAAUCGCACCUGGUUCAAAUGCAUCGAUGCAUGGUCCAAUAGCCAAAAAGAAGAAAAAAAUUUCGGAUAAAAUUCUACCACAAAAAGUUCGUGAUCUUGUUCCAGAAUCACAAGCUUACAUGGAUUUGAUUGCAUUUGAACGUAAACUUGAUUUCACUAUCAUGCGUAAACGAAUGGAUAUACAAGAAGCAUUGAAAAAACCGAUCAAACAAAAAAGAAAAUUACGUAUAUUUGUUACGAAUACCUUUUAUCCAGGAAAAAAUGAUCCUGAAGGUAAUGAAGAACCAAUUGUACCAUCAUGGGAAUUACGAGUAGAAGGACGAUUAUUGGAUGAAAAACCUGAAAGUUCAUCAUCAAGUUCAUCAAAAACAUUGCAUAAACGAAAAUUUUCAACAUUUUUCAAAAGUUUAGUUAUAGAAUUGGAUAAAGAACUUUAUGGUCCAGAUAAUCAUCUUGUUGAAUGGCAUCGAUCAGUAAAUACAUCCGAAACGGAUGGUUUUCAAGUAAAACGUCCUGGUGAUCGUAAUGUACGUUGUACAAUUUUAUUUAUGCUUGACUAUCAGCCAAUGCAAUAUAAAUUGGAUCCAAGAUUAAGCCGUUUGUUAGGUAUUUAUGCUAAUACACGACCUGUUAUCAUACAAGCCUUUUGGCAAUAUGUUAAGAAAAAUCGUCUACAAGAUACACAUGAACGUGAAUUUAUUAAUUGCGAUCAAUAUUUGGAACAAAUAUUCAAUGCAAAACGUAUUAAAUUUGCUGAAUUUCCAAGCCGUUUAAGUCAUUUUCUACAGCCACCAGAUCCGAUUAUAAUUAAUCAUCAGAUACAGAUUGAAGGACAUUUGGAUUCAUUGAAAAAAGUUUCCUGUUAUGAUAUUGAAGUUGAAGUAGAUGAUCCAUUAAAAUCACAGAUGCAAAAUUUUCUAUUAUCCAUUGCAUCACAACAAGAAAUAUUGGCUUUAGAACAGAAAAAUCAUGAAACAGUUGAUUCAAUUAAUCAACAUAAAACAAGUAGAGAAUUUUAUCUUGGUUUUGCAUCCGAUCCACAACAAUUUAUACAUAAAUGGCUUAUUUCACAAGUACGUGAUCUUAAAGUUAUGACCGAUCAAAAUGGUAAUCCUGAAGAGGAAAGACUUUCAGAUUUUUUCUAUCAACCAUGGACACAAGAAGCUGUUUGUCGUUAUUUUUAUAGUAAAGUACAACAACGAAGAAUUGAAUUAGAACAAGCAUUAGGUAUUCGUAAUUAAAUUAUUUUAUUUUUAUUAUAAUAUGAUUUGACGACGACCAUCAUCAUCAGAAAAAAAAUUAUCAUCUGAUCUCUUUGAUUUCUGUUUUGAAUUCAUCAAUUUUUUUUUGUCAAGCUAUGCA